Bolinopsis microptera is the source of this 1350-nucleotide messenger RNA. RefSeq lists its product as uncharacterized. The coding region runs from base 178 to 1350 and encodes 390 amino acids. The record is from RefSeq and is a predicted model, not a curated record. Lineage: Eukaryota; Metazoa; Ctenophora; Tentaculata; Lobata; Bolinopsidae. The transcript has 9 exons.
CUAGAACCAGGAACCAAUGAUACUCCUAAGGAUGAUAUCGUGCGACCAAAUGGAGUUGGGGUAGGAGAAUAUUUCGGGGAGCAAGACUGUAUCAAGCGAGAAUACCGGGGGGAUUACUAUGUUCCCAGCUCUACCGAGACAUACUCAGACGCUAAGAGGGUCUGUGAGGAGAGAAACAUGCGUCUUGCAAAUGUUUGGGAUGAAGAGACCAACUCCAGGAUCCGCAACCUUGUCUUGAACCGUGUGCCCGUGUCUGGAUACGUACUCGCCACCAUGGGAGAACUCUCGUGGUUUUGGGUGGGUCUGGAGGUGGAAGAGAACAAGUUGAGGUGGCAGCCAGGAGGAAAUCAGACAUCUUACGAGAACUUUGUGUCUUACUACAAGAGGAUGGGAUAUUCUGAUGGAAAUGAUGUUCUAGCAGUCAGUAAAGUGGACGGAAGUUGGGAAUGGAAGAACCCUGCAGACAAGUACAUGUUCAUUUGUGAGGACGAUAAGUGGGAGUGUGCCCUGAGCAAGGAGCUCGGUGCUAACGACAUGCCCUGUGUUGGAUCAGAGUAUGAAGAGCAGAUCCUCUACACCUACGACCUGCACUACAGAUCCUUCGAGGAGGCCCGGGACCAGUGCUUGGAGGAGGGCCUAGUCCUGGCUAGACCACAGAGUCUGGCUGAAAACGAGGCAUUGCGAAUGUUUGCGGAGGAACAUUACCCUCUGCCUCUCUCUGUUAAGAGCAACCCUACUAAUAAGGAAAACUGGAUCUGGAUAGAUGUAGAGGAUGUAGAAGUGGAAGGAGUGUACAGGGCCACUAACGGAGACCGGGUGGACUGGUUCAACUGGGGAACAGACCAACCUGACAAUCGCUACCCUAGACGGGGAGGCCAAGACAGGGUGAGUCUCAAUAAGAACACUGGAAAAUGGUUCGAUGUCUUCGAGGAGCGCAGAUUCCAACAUGUUUGCCAAGAAAAAGUGUGGCAGUGCGCAUCAAAGGAGUUGUCUCCCACAGAGGAAGUAGUGACUGUUCCACCUACUGAAGGAUCAGGGUUAGCGUUCAUUGAGCGACCCAGCUCUUAUAUGGCUAACAUUGGGAGUCGAGUCACCUUCACGGCUAAAUACUUACCUGAAAGUAGUAACGUGAGGUGGAGUGUGGGGGGUAAGAUAGUGGGAGGACGGAACAAGGAACAGAGCAGGAUAUACCAGAACGAGGAUGGCAGUCUGGUAAUACAGGGAGUUCAGGAGAAGGACGCGGGUGUUAUCAGUUGUAUCCUCUUCACUGGAGAUAACGAACUGAUAGCUAACAGCGCUUUGAACAUAGGUGGGGCUGUUAUAUUUAUAUCGAUCAUGAUCCCAUGGUAA